This is a messenger RNA of Lineus longissimus, 1089 nucleotides long. Its product is annotated as G-protein coupled receptor GRL101-like. Bases 1 to 1089 code for a protein of 362 amino acids. Gene Ontology annotation, cellular component: plasma membrane. NCBI's taxonomy places the organism in Eukaryota, Metazoa, Nemertea, Pilidiophora, Heteronemertea, Lineidae. Gene Ontology annotation, molecular function: G protein-coupled peptide receptor activity. Gene Ontology annotation, biological process: activation of adenylate cyclase activity; hormone-mediated signaling pathway; adenylate cyclase-activating G protein-coupled receptor signaling pathway. The transcript has 5 exons. The record is from RefSeq and is a predicted model, not a curated record.
AUGAUACCACUGGGCACAUUCAGGUAUACAAGCAAGGUACAACACCUUCACCUCACUGGUAACACCCUGGGGGACUUCACUGGUAAAGAAGACUUCAAGGAUCUGCCAGAGCUAAAGGAACUCCGGUCGAAUCAUUUUAGAUUUGGUUGUAUGGCCCCACAGGUCCCCGAAGAGAAUUGUUUUCCAAAGAUGGACCCGUGUUCUUCCUGCACUGAUCUCAUCCGCAUAGGCGCUUUGUGGAUCUUUCUGUGGAUACUUGGGACCAUUGCUGUGGGCGGGAAUAUCCUCGUACUCCUCCUGAGGAUAUUGACAAAGGAACCAACGACGGCGAACACCACGAUCAUCACAAGCCUCGCCGUGUCCGACCUCCUCAUGGGCGUGUACUUGUACAUCAUCGCGGCAGCGGACACCACAUUCAGGGGGUACUACAUCGAGGUUGACUGGACCUGGAGGAAGGGCAUCGGAUCCGGUGCACCGUUCUGUGUUGACUACUUGCGACAUUCGUACUAUUCAAGAUCUGGCGUCUGCCUCUCGCUCCACCUGACAUCAGAACCCGCCCCAGGCUGGGAGUACUCGGUCGCCAUCUUUUUAGGACUCAACCUCGAUGCGUUCAUGAUCAUCGCUGUACUAUACACUUGGAUGUACGUCAUCAUCAAACGCUCUGUCGAUAUGAUGAAACACAAGACCAGUCGGAAGAAGGGAGAAAACAAGGAAUUAGUCGUUGCCCGCAAGAUGGCGCUGAUCAUCCUGACUGACUUUGCUUGCUGGAUGCCCAUCAUAAUUCUAGGUUUGGCUGCGAUCUCCGGGAAAGUCACGAUCCCUGGUGAUGUCUACGCCUGGAUUGCAGUAUUUGUGCUGCCGAUCAACAGCGCUAUGAACCCAAUACUCUACACACUGUCGUCUCUCGAUCUCAUCAAACUGAUAUGUGGAAAGAAAGAACCACAGUUGGAUUACUCUGGAAGCACUAGGACGAAUGUGUCUACCCCACCACUCAUGCACUCCAGCGCUCUUUGCAUCGCGGGAUACGAUAUCCGCGCAGCGCGUACGGCAUCCUGCGUCCUCUCUGUCGUUUCCCUUCAACAACCUUAG